AGCCCCAUCUGGAUUGGCCUGUAUGCUCUGCACCUGGAGAGGUGGCUGGCCCACUUCCCCUUGGAGCAGAUCCACUUUGUCCAUGGGGAGAGGCUGGUGAGCGACCCUGCAGGGGAGCUGGGRAGAGUCCAAGACUUUCUGGGCCUUCAGAGGAUCAUCACAGACAAACACUUCUACUUCAACAAGACAAAGGGUUUCCCCUGCCUGAAGAAGCCAGAGGGCAGCAGCAAGCCCCACUGCCUGGGCAUAACCAAGGGCAGGCCACAUGCUGACAUCCACCCUCAGGUCAUCCUCAGGUUACGUCAGUUCUACCAGCCACACAACCUGCGCUUCUACCAGAUGACAGGGCAGGACUUUGGCUGGUAGGAUGGGAGCCUACAAUGAGGUGGAAAAAAGAUGGUAUCAUUGUUACCAUUCAAAACACAGGCUGCACGAAGAGGAUACAGGACAAAGCUUGAAUUGGUGUAUUUUGUGACGGUCCUGAUGUCAUCUGGAGUAACUCAAGUCCUCAUGCAACCUGUAUCGGCAAACAAAUCAAAACAGUCACACUUUAUUUUGUGACAGUUAAACCGAAAGAAGUAACGUGAGUAAUGCCAUAGGCCUACUGUGUAACACCAUGGACAUACAGAGGAAAGUGACAGCGACAUCCACGGUCGGAAAGCAAGUCCUCAGAACUCUAGUGUGAACUUACCCUUUACUCCACUAGAUGGCAGUCCUUCACCAACAGAGGCUUAGACGGUAUUGUCGAAGUACUGUAAACUACUUGGAAAAAUUUGGAUUUGUGGUCAUGAUCGUCAUACACAUUUUUUUCUGUAGUCAGAUUGAGCAAGUAUUACCAUAAGAAACGUCAUGGCAUCCCUUAAUUUAAA
Messenger RNA from Salvelinus sp. IW2-2015, 869 nucleotides. Its product is annotated as heparan sulfate glucosamine 3-O-sulfotransferase 3B1-like. Lineage: Eukaryota; Metazoa; Chordata; Actinopteri; Salmoniformes; Salmonidae. The record is from RefSeq and is a predicted model, not a curated record. Gene Ontology annotation, molecular function: [heparan sulfate]-glucosamine 3-sulfotransferase activity.